This is a messenger RNA of Paraphaeosphaeria sporulosa, 861 nucleotides long. RefSeq lists its product as uncharacterized. Bases 301 to 780 code for a protein of 159 amino acids. The record is from RefSeq and is a predicted model, not a curated record. The transcript has a single exon. NCBI's taxonomy places the organism in Eukaryota, Fungi, Ascomycota, Dothideomycetes, Pleosporales, Didymosphaeriaceae.
GACGGAGUCAGUCUCUGCGCAAGUGGCCACAGGUGUUUUGAGCGACAUACAGGCACUUUUCGUCUAUGACCUUGAUGACCGGACGGAUUCCCUUCGAAUGCAGCUUGGGCGUCGGCAACGCUGCUAGCGAGCCAUCCCCAAGAAAGAGCGUCGUGUCAUCGCUUCUUGUUAAUUGCGCUGCCUCGCGGAUGGUGAACGGGCGCACUCGUACGGUGACGGAGAUGGAGGAGGCGCCGUCGGCGACCAUGGUCGUGCUAUGUUAAUUGUACUGCUUGUUAGUCCCACGCAGCUCCUGCAACAAUGGUCAGGAGCGUGUCGUCAGCGAGGGUCGGUGGUGAGGAUAGACGUGCGGAACUGUUAGAGCGAGCUUCGGAAAGGUUCAAUGUUUACCAGCGGACCGUGCACAAAACAGACAGGGAUCUGAAACCAGCAACCACGACCCAACGCCAGCGCACAUGCGCAUCGUCACUUCAGCUGGCCUACUGGUGCCACGGGCUCUCUGUCGUCUCUGUAGCUUCCAAUUGUAUUACAUGCGGAUGCAUGUCCCACUGCACUCGUGCGUCCCUUGCCUGUGUGCCCGGCGCGGCGAUUACAGCUGUCCUACAGCAACUUGAACUCCAUGCACAUGCGUAUCUACACCUGGUGUGCCCAGUCUUACACGCCGGUCGUGAUGCUGGAUCCCCGUCCCUCAGGGUGUAUGCCUGGUAUGUGUCCCAUAACGCCCAUUUUACGCCAUGUUGUCCUGAACACUUCUCAUGCAACGCCCUCUUGCCCAGAUGAAUCAUCCCUCAAAUUCCCUUCCUCCUCCGACGUCCAUCUCGUUCUCUACGCCGUAAUUGUCCUCGUAACUUGCCAGCUGCA